This is a messenger RNA of Drosophila navojoa, 550 nucleotides long. RefSeq lists its product as uncharacterized. The record is from RefSeq and is a predicted model, not a curated record. NCBI's taxonomy places the organism in Eukaryota, Metazoa, Arthropoda, Insecta, Diptera, Drosophilidae.
UAACAAAAUUCCUUCACCCAGUAACAAAAAUAAAUAAAUUCCCAAUACCUCAUAGCUGCAUUUUGGGCAUUUUAAAUCAAAGUUGGAGCAGUGAAAGCAAACGUGUUUUUAAAUUCAACAAAAUUCUAUGCAAUUAUGGAUGCGAUCGAUAAGACAGAGGUGAAGCAAUCUAUUUCUGAAACAAGCGGUGCGACAGAGCUGGGGGACAAAGCGGAGGAGAAACCGGAGUCGCCGACCACAUCGCAAACGGAGAUCAAGGAGCAGCCUGUCGUGUAUGACUACAUGAAGUAUCCCAACAAGAAGAAGGGACGAGUUCUGCACAAUCAUCACCACAAUCGACUCAAGAUGAGGAAGAACGUCUCCUUCAAGUGUAUCGUAGAGCUGGUGACCUAUACGGACGAUUGGAAAAUGCAGACAACCCAAAGCAAACUGCGCACUGAGGAUCAGCAGAGAGAAAGAUCCAAAAAUCUGAGACGCAACUUUUGAUAAUCGAUUGAUUUGAAUUGCACAUCAUUUUUAAAUGUAUUUUGUGAAUUUUAUGUAAUUAAAA